Ceraceosorus guamensis is the source of this 2111-nucleotide messenger RNA. RefSeq names its product putative TRP2-anthranilate synthase component I. The record is from RefSeq and is a predicted model, not a curated record. Lineage: Eukaryota; Fungi; Basidiomycota; Exobasidiomycetes; Ceraceosorales; Ceraceosoraceae. The transcript is spliced from 8 exons. The coding region runs from base 179 to 1831 and encodes 550 amino acids. Gene Ontology annotation, biological process: L-tryptophan biosynthetic process.
CUGAGAAGCUGUGUGCUCUGACCUUUCAUCGCGAGGAUCUCCAUUCGAAAGGGAACUCAACGUGCAAAAGGAGAGAGAAGGCCUUGCCCGACUUCGCGAAGUCUGACCUGGUCUGAUUCCAAGUAGACAGCAGCUCAAGCCAAUUUUAGGUGGGACAAGCCAAUCCGGAGGAAGAAGCAUGGCGCAGCCACUUGUGCUUCGACCAACCUUGGAAGAAGUGUCUCGGCUACUGCUGGACACCGCUCAGCCUACUGCGUUCUCAGGAGGAGCAGUGCCCUCGACCUCUGCACCAACAGCCGAUCAUGCUGCCGGUGCUGCGCAGGGUAACAUCGUGCCGGUCUAUGCAUCACUGCCAGCAGACCUGCUCACUCCCGUGAUGGCCUACCUCAGGCUGUCUGGAGGUUCCGAUACUAGGCGAAGGAGCUUCUUGUGCGAGAGCGUCACCAAUGGCGAGAAGAUUGGUAGAUGGAGUUUCGUGGGGGCGGAUCCCUACAAAGUCAUAAGAACGGGGGCAAACACCGUCAACCCCGGAGAUCCUCUUGCGGUGCUUGAGAAGGAGCUUUCGCCCUUCCGCUACAUCUCUUUGCCCAAUCUACCUCGCUUCACAGGAGGUGCCAUGGGCUACAUAUCCUACGACGCUAUCGCCCACUUUGAGCCUCGUACUGCCAGACCUCUAAAGGACGUUUUGGGCGUGCCAGAAGCCAUCUUUAUGCUUUGCAACGACCUCAUCGCCUUUGAUCACACAUUUCAAAGCUUAAAAGUCAUCUCCCACGUCCAUCUACCGGAUGAUCAUGCCAGUCGGGCCGACAAGUCAACAGCAAGUGCUGAGGUGCAGAGACUCUAUGCGCGAGCUGCUUUGCAGGUACAAGCGCUGGUCGAGAGGCUAUUGGACCCAGUCACUCCGUUGCCGAAGCAGCGGUCGGUCCGACCUGGAACCGAAGCAGUGUCUAAUGUAGGCAGAGAGGGCUACGUUCGCUUUGUGAGGGAGCUAAGGAAGCACAUCAUAGCUGGCGACAUCAUCCAAGCUGUACCUUCUCAGCGACUGAGCAGGAAGACGGACGUGCAUCCUUUCAACGUCUACAGACAUCUAAGGAGCGUCAAUCCAAGCCCAUACAUGUUCUACUUGGAUGUGGGAGACGCGAGGCUGGUCGGUGCGAGUCCGGAAACGCUGUGCAAAGUUGAGCAGGGAAGAGUGGCUGUCCAUGCCAUUGCUGGUACAGUGAAACGCGGCGCGAGCGAAGAAGAGGAUAAGAGGCUGGCCGAAGAGCUGCUGGCGUCUGCUAAAGAUCAAGCAGAACACGUCAUGCUGGUCGACUUGGCACGCAACGAUGUUUCAAGGGUCUGCGAUCCUCAUACCACGACUGUAGAAAGCUUUAUGAAGGUGGAAAAGUUUAGUCACGUCAUGCAUUUGACGAGCCGGAUCACUGGCUUCUUGCGACAGGGCAAAAGCAGAUUCGACGCCUUGCGCUCCAUCUUUCCGGCGGGCACCGUGUCGGGUGCGCCAAAGAUCAGAGCGAUCGAAUUGGUCAGCGAAUUGGAAGGCGAACGCAGAGGCGUCUACGCCGGUGCUGUGGGUCACAUCGACUACUCCGACGAUAUGGACGUUUGCAUUGCCAUUCGUACCAUGUGCUUCUUGCCUCAGGGGGGGCAGGAUGAGACGGAAAGCGGAAGUCACACCGCCUAUCUGCAAGCAGGCGGAGGAAUUGUGUACGACAGCGUCGAGGAAGACGAGUAUCAAGAGACCCUGAACAAGCUUGGUGCCAAUGUGCGAUGUCUGCAGCAAGCUGAAGAGUUCUACAUCCAGGAGCAAAUGGUCGAGCGCUCCGCUUAAAGGAUCUAUUGCAUUGCAAGGCCGUGUACUAUGUGUGCGCGCUCUACUAUGUUGCCUGUCUGCCUCUCGGAGCGUUCUCCUCUGCGGACUCUGAAGCGGCCGAGGCAACAGCGACAGCGGCGUUAUUCUGAGUGGCAGACCUUCUUAGAUCUCUACUGUCCGCAGCUGCAGCCGUUGCCGCCGAGGCGCGACUUUGCGACCUUGAUCGUGAAGCGUCACGCAGGCGCGCCAUUGCAGGCCCUCGCGAAGGUCUGAGCCAGCGCGGCAAGAAGCGCACAGA